Molecule: messenger RNA, 831 nt
Organism: Diaporthe batatas
Lineage: Eukaryota; Fungi; Ascomycota; Sordariomycetes; Diaporthales; Diaporthaceae
Exons: 1
Coding region: 1-831 (276 amino acids)
Source: RefSeq, a predicted model, not a curated record
AUGGCUACCCAAUUCAUUCUCGUUGCAAUCCCCGGCCAUGCGCCCCUGGAGCCAUCCCGUGCCCACUUCACCGAUCUGGAUGGAAACCCCGUCCAGCUCAGCUACGAUGACACUAUCAGGAUCCAUCAACUCUACGCCGGCAUCCUCCCCAGUCGCCUGCAGGCCGCCUCGGCCUGCGAGUUGCUAGCCCGCAUCGCUGAGCUGCCCGGCAUCACGGAGGUCCAGGAGACCGGGUCCACCAGCCGGCGGACGGGCACGGGUGCCCACGCCGAAGAAAACCUUGUGGCGCGCAUCGCGCAAACUAUGAUCGACAACAACAACUCCGCCACCGUGCAGGCGAUGUUUGUCUCCCUGGAGCCGUGCCACGACAGAUACGCCGGCCACAACUGCAGGGACUUCUUCCGCGCCGGCCGGACCCACGCCGGUGUCGUCAACGCGAGAUUUAUCCCGGCGUACAGGUGGACGCCCAUCUUCAUCUUCCAGAGCCAGCUUCCUGAGGGCGAGACCAGCGAGUGGGGCAAGAUCAAGGCCAUGGGUAAGGGGAUGAGGGAGGUGACCCUUCAGGAGUACAUGUGGGACACUCCAGAGGAGGCAAUGAAAAACUUCAGGCGGUUCGGCAGGGAACAGCAGGGUUCUUCCUCACAAAAUAGCGCCAGGCAGGUAAAGAGUGCCGCCCCAGUUAAGACUGCCGCGCCAGUCAAGACCAGUGCUCCAGUGAAGACGAGUGCUCCGGUCAAGACCACUGCUCCGGUCAAGACCACUGCUCCGGUCAAGACCACUGCUCCGGCCCAGACUAGUGCUCCAGUCAAAAAGAUUGGGUCUAAGAAGUGA